GCUUGAACCCAUCUUGCUCGGUUAAACCCUUCAUGGUUUGAAGCCUCUAGUCUAGAGAUCAAUCUGAGUCACUGAAAAUGUCAUCUUUGAUACAGAAAAGAUCAUCACUUCUCCCUCAAACUCUUACCCUUAGGCGCCACUUUGUUACCCGUCUCUUUUCACCGUCUUUCUCUGAAACCCAAACAUGUAAUUCAUCAUCUUCCAAUCGAAAACACCCAAUUCAUGGUUCUGGGUAUGAUUUUUUGAGGAAGCAUUUUACUGGGUCUUCGUUGAUUUCUGUUGGAAACUCAAAAUUAUCAUCUGGGUCUGAUUUGGGUCUCCUCAAUUCAAUCCAUUUUCGAUUGUUUAGUUCUCAGGUUGCUGUUGAACCCUCAACUUCUGAUGGGCUUACUGUUGAAGGCAUCAUUGCCAAUCAGUGGCCAAUACUUGAAGAGAGUGAGAGUGAUUGGAAGAGUCAUGCCUCUGCAAUUGCUCAGUCCAUUCAUCUAAUCAAGAAACGGUUACAGUGGAAGAAAUUAUUAUUCAGAUUAGAGUUGUUAUCGUCACAACUAGAUAAGCCAGACCUCUGGGAUGAUCCUGUUCGUGCUGGGAGGAUAAGCCGGGAGCAUGGUUCGCUCAUUGGCAAGAUGAAAGAGGUGAAGGCAUUUGAGCAAGAACUGCUUGAGCAUAUUGAAAUGAUUAAGCUUUCUCGAGAAGAGAGUGAUGCAGAUUUGGAAUCGGAAUCAUUUAAAGCUUUAAUUGAGAUGAGAAGAAGUGCAAAAGAGAAAGAGCUUGAGGCUUUGUUAUCUGGAGACAAUGAUAUUUACUCUUGCUUUAUAGAGGUUCAAGCUGGAGCUGGAGGUACUGAGAGCAUGGAUUGGGCUUCAAUGGUCAUGAAAAUGUAUAAAAUGUGGGCCCAACGUCGUGGAUAUGGAGUAACCGUAGUGGAUGAAAUGCCUGGUGAGAUGGCUGGAAUCAAGCGAGCAACAAUCAAAGUGGAUGGGGAAUAUGCAUUUGGGUAUGCCAAAGCAGAAGUAGGAGUCCACAGGUUGGUACGUAUUUCACCAUUUGAUAGCGCCAAGCGCCGGCAUACUUCAUUUGCUGCUGUGGCUGUAAUACCGAUCUUGGGUGAUGCAUCUGCCCAUGUUCAAAUUAAUGAAUCUGAUCUCCGAAUUGAGCGAAUGCGAGCUGGUGGAGCUGGUGGCCAGCAUGUCAACACAACUGAGAGUGCUGUGAGAAUAACCCACAUUCCUACAGGUGUCACUGCUUCUUGUCAAAAUGAAAGAUCACAACAUCAAAACAAAGCUUCUGCCAUGGCUGUUCUUCAAGCCCGCUUAGACCAGCUUGAGAUGGCUCGCCAGGCUCAGAUGAAUGCACAACAUACGCAAUCUCUCACAGAAAUUAGUUGGGGCAACCAGAUACGCACUUAUGUGCUCCAUGUAUGCAGAGGGCUUACAAAUAUUUCCUUACCGCAUGGUGAAGGAUCUUCGAACUAACUAUGAAGUUUCAGACCCGGAUUCUGUCCUUGAAGGAGACAUCGAUAGCUUCAUCUUGAGCUUUUUAUCGGCAGCCUUGGAUAAAGAUGAAGCUGACAUGUAAGAUGAGUUCAAUCUUCAGUGAAAUCUUACAUAACAAGGGUGAUAGCUACAUCUUGAAAAUCUAACAAGCAAUUUUGGUUGGCGGACACUGAUGCCCUCUUUCUAGACAAGGGACAGAUAUUGUGAAUCUCUUAUGUGAUCAGAAUCAACAGCAUUUGAAAUAAUGAAUUUACAGAUAAAAUUAUUGGUUGUUAUUCAUAGUGAUAGGAUUUGUAGAAGUAGUGAAAGGAUGAAGUAUUCUUUUCAUUAAUUUCUUCUGCAUGACAGACCUAUGUAUAUAUAUAUAUUUUUAAUUAAAAUUCUGGUAAUGUCAAUAACUAUGUAGUUCAUUCAUAACUCUGAACUAAAUCUAAUUAGUUUUGAUCUAAUUCAUACAA
Messenger RNA from Camellia sinensis, 1954 nucleotides. RefSeq names its product Peptide chain release factor 2. The record is from RefSeq and is a predicted model, not a curated record. Gene Ontology annotation, cellular component: cytoplasm. NCBI's taxonomy places the organism in Eukaryota, Viridiplantae, Streptophyta, Magnoliopsida, Ericales, Theaceae. Gene Ontology annotation, biological process: translational termination. Gene Ontology annotation, molecular function: translation release factor activity, codon specific.